Molecule: messenger RNA, 1507 nt
Organism: Aspergillus piperis CBS 112811
Lineage: Eukaryota; Fungi; Ascomycota; Eurotiomycetes; Eurotiales; Aspergillaceae
Product: short-chain dehydrogenases/reductase
Exons: 3
Coding region: 433-1428 (331 amino acids)
Biological process (GO): secondary metabolic process
Source: RefSeq, a predicted model, not a curated record
CACAACUAAAAGUACUAGAAGCACUGAACGGCCGAUAACGGAUGUUCGGCAAGUCUGUCGACAAAAUAUAUAUUGAGCUGAUAGCGUUGACCUCGCUGGGUGGGCCUGGACAUGAUGAUCAAUUGCCUAAUACCAGCAGAGCCUGACAGUAGAAGUAAAAUGUCAAACAUGGAAACUGUACGAUCCUCUCCAGGAUAACAGCAAAUAUAGUGAGGGUUCCGCAGUGGCUGACUUCAGCCAUCUGCCGGAUCUGGUCAGCCGGGCCGUGGCUGACGUUAGCCACAAUCAUCUCCCACGCAGCUAUUUAACGCGACCAAGCCAACUGGACUGACGGCUUGAGAAACCAUCGCAACCAGCUUAUUUAAGAGCAAAGCAACCCUCUCAUCAGUUGUAUUACACUCUUUGACACAAACCCAACAAAUAACUAAGAACAUGGUUGCCAUUUCAGAGGUUCGCGGGCAGCUACCCAAUAUCAAGAACCUGGGUUCAGGUCUGGUUGCUGUGUUCGUGGGCGGAACUAGCGGAAUCGGUCUAUCGACAGCGAGGGAAUUUACCCGUUACGCGACAGCUCCUCACAUCUACUUGAUUGGACGCAACGAAGCUCAGGCAUUGGAGAUCAUCUCAGAACUACGUGCCGUUAACCAAUCCGCAACAGUUGACUUCAUCAAGAGUGAUAUAUCUCUACUCAAGAACGUCGACACAACAUGUCGCGAGAUCGCUCAAAAAGAGUCAAAAGUAAACCUUCUCUUCCUGAGCGCGGGUAUUUUGACCACUCAGGGAAGGACUGAAACACCCGAAGGCCUGGACCGCAAGCUCAGCCUCCACUACUACGCCAGAAUGCGCUUCGCCGACAACCUCCUCCCACUAUUAAACCAGGCCGCCUCAUCAGACCGCCUAGCCCGCGUAGUCUCUGUCUUCAGCCCAGGAAACGAGGGCAAACUCAUCGAAGAUGACCUCGACCUUCGGAGCAACUACGGUCUCUCCAAUGCAGCCGCUCAUGGCUGCACCAUGACAUCUCUCUACAUGGCGCAACUUGCGGCGGCACAUCCGAACAUUAGUUGGGUUCACAGCCGUCCUGGCGCCGUGAACACGAACGUCACGCGAGAAUUCAACCCGCUUGUCAGGGGACUCACUAAUGCUCUUUUUGUGUUGACACCUCUUUUAUCGUCGAUCGGGCUCAUUUCUGUCAAGGAGUCCGGAGAGAGGCAUGCGUAUGCGGCUACGAGUCCGUUGUUCGCGCCACGAGUGAAGGGGGUGGAUACAGUGGGUACUGAUGGCGCGAGGGGAAGUGGUGCGUAUCGGGUGGAUUACGAUAGUUCUAUUGUCAAGGCGAAGUCUGAGUUGGUAAAGGGGUAUCUGAGUAGUGGAGUGGGUAAGAAGGUGUGGGAGCAUACGAGGGAUAUGUAUGCGAAAGCUACUGGGAAUUAGUGGCUGCGUAUGUGUAGUUACUAUAUGAGAUGAUGUAAUAAUACUUAGUGAGUUAUAAUGAAGGAUUUGUUUUCGAUUU